Messenger RNA from Stereum hirsutum FP-91666 SS1, 718 nucleotides. RefSeq lists its product as uncharacterized. Gene Ontology annotation, biological process: Golgi to endosome transport; Golgi to plasma membrane protein transport; protein localization to Golgi apparatus. The transcript has 5 exons. The record is from RefSeq and is a predicted model, not a curated record. Gene Ontology annotation, cellular component: Golgi membrane; trans-Golgi network. Lineage: Eukaryota; Fungi; Basidiomycota; Agaricomycetes; Russulales; Stereaceae. The coding region runs from base 1 to 651 and encodes 216 amino acids.
AUGGCGCCUUCAAGACCCUCCAAUUGGGAUCCCGUGCUCCUCAUUUCUCAAGAAGUAGCCAUGCAGUGUCUUCAUUAUCUGACUCUGUCAAUUCUUGUACCUCCAUUACUCUCCAUCUUCGCCGAGCCAAAUUCAUUAGACUAUGAGGGCGGAAGCGCCAAUGUAGGGAUGUUGAUGGAUUGGAGAGAGAUGGCCGGUAGGCCAACGUUCCGUCGAAUGCAUGGUGCAGACCGAUGGAAUUCUUUCACGGGCUCCUGGAGUGGAGGAAAGCUGGUGGCCGAAGGUGGCGCUUGGUCCGCAGGGAUGGAUAGCCGUUUCGAUCCAUGGAGGGGAUGGGUAUUGGCAGUAUGCUGGGUUCUUGCCUCAACAGCAGACAUAUAUUACCUAUAUACCCUUGUCCGACGGCCACGGAUGAUCUUGGACUUCACCUUGACCCUGCUCUUCAACCACCUCGUUCUCACGACUUAUUACUCGGCAGCCGUACCGACUUCCCUUUUCUUCUGGGCCAUCAUGCUGGGCAGCGCGACCCUCACAAUCAUCAUUGCGGAGCAGAUGUGCGUCAAGAGAGAGAUGAACGAGGGGCUUGUGGUGGCCACAUCGGGUGCGGAAGAGGAGGAUGUAGAGAUGGGAGGGCUGUUGAGGAGGGACUAGCGAGAGGUGUCACAUGUACUUUAUACGCGCGGGCUAUUAAUCGUCUAGCUUUUAAUUAAUAUAUCCC